AACCUCGAAAACAAGGCCUAUCCUUUGACAAUGGAAGACCUUUCAGCUAUCAGUGUCACUGAACAGAAUCCUUUUUGCGUAGAAAUGAUGAAACGGCUCAACAUACAACGAAAACAAGGCCACUUAUGCGACAUAACUUUGAUUACGAAAGAUGAUCAAGAGUUAAAGGCUCACAGAAAUAUCCUUUCCGCAGCGAGUCCGUUCUUUCGCAAGCUUCUUCAGAGCGAUAUGAAAGAAAAUCGGGAAGGGAUCGUUCGGUUCGAGGAGAUUUCGGGAUCUGUUAUGGAAGAUGUUUUGGAAUUCAUCUAUACUGGAACUGUAGAGGUUACUGAAGAAAAUGCCGAAGAGCUGGUCAUCGCUACAAAUUAUCUCCUCGUUCCAAAUUUGAAAACAAUCUCUGGUCGAUUUAUACAACAACAAAUGUGUGAGUUAAACUGCAUUUCAACCUUCUACUUCGCCGAGAAAUGCGAUUGUGAAGAGCUUUUAAACGAAAGCAAGAGUUUCAUCCACGCGAACUUCGCGUCUGUAGCAGACAUGAAUGAAUUCCUAAGUUUGGAAGCCAAAGAGGUGGAGAGAUGGAUUUCAAGUGAUAAGAUUGUUGUCGAAACAGAAGCUGAUGUUUUCCAAAUUGCGCAAAAGUGGGUUGAACAUAACAAGAGCGAGCGGAAAGCAGUCUUUGAAGAGCUGCUUCGUCACGUUCGACUGGUUUUCGUAUCGCGUGAUUAUUUGUUGAAUGUCGCGACAAACGAACUCGUGUGCGACAACGCUGGUUGUUUCACGCUGGUUUCAGAUGCUAUUAGACAGACUACAUUUUCAAGCGAUGAUGACCUUCUCCAGUCCCCGAGAAAAGGGCUUGACACACGUGCUAUAGUGGCUUGUGAAGGAGAAUAUGCCUUUUGUUAUGUCCCUCAGAAAGAUGAGUGGAAAAGGUUACCUACCAAUGCUACAGGAAAGAUUCUUGUGUCAUUGGAUCUGGUAACUUGA
Molecule: messenger RNA, 984 nt
Organism: Pocillopora verrucosa
Lineage: Eukaryota; Metazoa; Cnidaria; Anthozoa; Scleractinia; Pocilloporidae
Source: RefSeq, a predicted model, not a curated record